Messenger RNA from Cantharellus anzutake, 1361 nucleotides. Its product is annotated as fatty acid conjugase. Gene Ontology annotation, molecular function: oxidoreductase activity. The coding region runs from base 1 to 1215 and encodes 404 amino acids. Gene Ontology annotation, biological process: lipid metabolic process. NCBI's taxonomy places the organism in Eukaryota, Fungi, Basidiomycota, Agaricomycetes, Cantharellales, Hydnaceae. The record is from RefSeq and is a predicted model, not a curated record. The transcript is spliced from 5 exons.
AUGCCCUCCCUUUUCGAAGACGGACCCGAGUAUAAGGCUCGCCUCUCCAAACCGUAUGAGCUGCCUGCGGUGACACUCAAGGACAUACAUAAUGCGGUCCCAAAACACCUCCACAAGAAAAAUACAUUAAAGGGCGUCCGCUACGCAUUGCGAGAUGCUUUCUUUUGCUAUUCACUCUAUCAGCUAGCCAAGUUCAUCGAUCCUUCUAUUACCUACCUCUCCACUAGCACUCGCUUUCAUCCCUUUACGCUUUCCUUACUUAAAUGGACACUAUGGUCCACCUAUUGGUUUUUCCAAUCGCUACUCAUCAACCAUACCAUUGGCUACAUUGCGCACACUUUCAUCCUCGCACCCUACUGGGCAUGGAGGCAUUCUCACCACCUACAUCACAAGACAACAGGCUCGAUGGAACGUGAUGAGAAUUACGUACCGAAGACAAGGUCUGAGCUGAAAAUGGCAUCUGGGGAUAUGAUGAAGAGAGCAGAUUACGAAGAAAUCUUCGGAGAGACCCCGAUUUGGACUUUGGGUCGAAUGCUGGUCAUGCAGUUGAUGGGAUGGCAGUUGUACCUUACAUACAACACCCUCGGCUCACCGAUGUAUCCUCCAGGAACAAAUCACUGGUCCCCUUCUUCAGCGCUCUUCAAAAAAUCAGACCGCGUCCCAAUCCUCUUCACUAACACGCUCCUUUUCACAUGGAUCUCCAUUUUGGGUCUCUGGACGUACAACACAUCCAUUUCCACUUUCGUAAAAUACUACUUCAUCCCUUACCUCUUCACCAAUCACUGGAUCGUCAUGUUCACUUUCCUCCAUCAUACCGAUCCUACGAUGCCUCACUUCCGCAAAGACACUUGGACAUUCCUUCGUGGCGCAGUUACAACCGUUGAUCGCCCCUUGCUUGGCUGGAUGGGCCGUUUCUUCCUCCAUAACAUCUCCCACGACCACGUGGCUCACCACUUCUUCAGCGGGAUUCCGUUUUGGAAUGGUCCUGAAUUAAGCGAACAUGUCCGUAAGGCGAUGGGAAGUGACUACAAUGGGGACAGUACGAAUACGUUUAGGGCCUUGUACAGGAGCUUCACCCAGUGCGAGUUUGUGGAGGAUGACGGGGACAUUAUUAUGUGGAAGAACAAGAAAGGAGAGGCUGCGAGGAAAAUUGCUGGUACAAUAGAGGUGCCUUUGAGUGGUGACCAGUCCGCUGAGGCUGAUCGGUCACAGUAGGCGGGAUCCCCUCCACAACUAGAAUAUCCUGUAUAAUAAUCUUGUUUUAUCCCCCAUCUAACAUAUGCCGUGUGGGUUGGAUCGAGACGGUUAUCUAUCAACUUUUGGUCCGCCACUCGCAUGACGGCUUGCGAAGGCAUAAGGAU